Molecule: messenger RNA, 942 nt
Organism: Lonchura striata (white-rumped munia)
Lineage: Eukaryota; Metazoa; Chordata; Aves; Passeriformes; Estrildidae
Source: RefSeq, a predicted model, not a curated record
UGGUGGUUUUUUGUUUGUGUUUUUUGUUUUUGUUUGUUUGUUUUUGUCAGAGACUGUUGAUCAUUGAAAAUGGAAGAAACAAGGAAGCUUUCCCCAAAGCUGAGUAAAAGCAAAGAGCCUGUGAAAACAGAAUGGGAAUCUCAGAGCGUGGUGUUCACAUAUUUCCAAGGGGACAUUAACAGCAUGGUAGAUGAACAUUUUUCUAGAGCUCUCAGCAAUGCCAAGAACCCCCAAGACCUGAGCACAAAGCACAAGAGUGAGACUGUUGUCCUGAAAAACGUAGACAGCAUGUCUCCCCAUCAAUGGAAUUUCUCUUCGCAUUGCUACAAACCAUAUCCAUCACCUUCUUCAACAAGCAUGGCAAAUUCUGCUCUGAAUUUUUCUGCUGCUGGUGUGGUAGGCCAGUGCCAGCCAUCAUCUCUGCGGAGUUGUCCAGGUCAACCUGCAGACUUAUGGCCCUUCCCUCCAGCUGGGACUCCCAGUGUCACCAGUUCAAUGUAUCCUCACACCCUCCCUGACCUGCAUAUAGCCGAUGAGCUGAUCUCUGACAGGAAAUACAGUUCUCUCCUUGGCCUUCUGCAACAGGAAAGGUGCUUAACAUCCAUGCAAGAAUGCACCAUGAAGCAACACUCAAGUUCUGCUUGUAUGACUGGACCUGCGAGAUUACAAAAUAUGAGUCAAAGUUCACCUCCUGGGGGAGGCAUUCAAAUUCAUGACAGAAGACAAGAUUUGUACUUCUAGCAACUGAAUGUUUCUACUUUUUUCUGAAAGAGAAAGUUAUUUCGGUGAACUUUUACUAUUUGCAACUGUGAAUCAAGAAGAAAUGAACUGCAGCUGUCCUGCGCAUUUUCUCUCAGCUGGAAGAAUACAUGUACCAUUUGCUGUUUGGGGAAUGACAAAAUAAUCCUUUUCUAUACAGUAAACAAUUUCUAAUGUUUGUGG